Molecule: messenger RNA, 1472 nt
Organism: Spinacia oleracea (spinach)
Lineage: Eukaryota; Viridiplantae; Streptophyta; Magnoliopsida; Caryophyllales; Amaranthaceae
Exons: 8
Coding region: 589-1191 (200 amino acids)
Source: RefSeq, a predicted model, not a curated record
UCAAAAUUUAAGCAAUUUGGUUCAUCAAUUUUCCUUUGCUAAAAUGGAGCAGCAUUGCUCGGAUCCUGAAUUGGAAGCGAACCUAACCCUAGCCAAGGAGUUAAGAAAACGGCUUCGUGACGAGAAAGAAUGUUUGUUACUUAAAAUAAGAUCGUUAAAGGAAGAAUUACACGUUGAAAAUUCAAAAAUAUUGGAACUGAGCGACAAGGGAAAAGUGGAUAGAUAUCACAAUUAUAAAAUUUACGGACUUGAAGAAUACCAUACAGAACUUUUGAAGCAUUUUCCUGAAACCAUUAUUUGCUGUCCUUGGAGGCGCGGCCUUCUUCUUCGGUGUCGGCAUCUUCUAUUUUGCUCGGUAGAAACCUACCGGAGAUGUGGACCCAAUGCAUUGGGUUCCGUGCGUUGCGUUAGGCCUCGCCCAGAAAUCAGAUCUGGGGAGCGUGUCUAACCAUGCAUCCGGUCCUAAUUCAUUAGGUUCCAUAUUUCUGGUAGGAUUCCUACCGUUUUUAGGGCGAUUUAUGUAGCUGGAAUCGGUCCGAUAUCUGGGCCUUGGCCAGGCACUGUUCCCACCUUUUUUCAUGGAAAGGCAUGCUCUUAAAUAGUAAAAAAAAUGAAGACCUAGAAGAAGAAUCCGACCCGGAUAUAGAAUUGGCUGAAAUCGUGAAAAAAAUAGAGGAAUUGAGUUCGCAACUGGGUCAUGGGAAGACUAAUUGGGCAACAGAGAAACAAUUUCUCAAAGAUCUCGAACCUCUACAAAGAAGGAGGGUGAUUCUCGAGCCCGAAGUUAAACAAGCUGAAGCUAAAAUCCCAAAACCACAACUUGUAAGACGUAGGAAUUUCGAGUAUUGGCAAACGUGGCGCCAUGGUUCUAAGUACGAAUUGAAACGCAAUAUUCGUAAAUGUUUGAAGGAAAUCAGAGUAAAACAUCCAGAUUUUUGGAAUGGAAAAAAACAAGCACAACGUAACCAAAGAAUCAGUCAAAUAGAGAAGGAACUUAAACCUCUCGAAAAGAGAUUCGACAUUUUGAAGCGAAAGGAAGAAGAGGCUUCUAAAUCAGUAAUAGAACUUCAAAUUCAAAAGAAGCAUGAGAUUGAUCUCAAACACAAAUAUUGCGAACUAAAACAGAAAUUCCAGGACUUUGAAACGGAGACAGAUUGGGUAUUACUUGAAGAAUUGUCUUCCAAAAAUUAAAGAUCAAUCGAGGAGUUCAUCUAAGUCUAAAUGGAAUCGCGAUGUCACAUUUAGAUCAAACUAUACCACAAGUAUUCGAUCCCUCGGAAGUCAUACUUACUUCUCCGUACUUGAUAAUUUGAGACCUUUGUUCAUUUCUUUAUAUGUACGUAAUACGCGUUUAAAUGUAAAUUCGUUGCUGAAUAAUGAAUGUUUGUACUAGUAUAUGUUAAUUAGUAUGGCGUCUAAUUUUUAUUGAAGUGUACUCCGUAUUUGAUUCAACAGUAAAUUACAAUGGUAGA